Molecule: messenger RNA, 659 nt
Organism: Eublepharis macularius
Lineage: Eukaryota; Metazoa; Chordata; Lepidosauria; Squamata; Eublepharidae
Gene: TXNDC17
Product: thioredoxin domain containing 17
Exons: 4
Coding region: 50-427 (125 amino acids)
Cellular component (GO): cytosol
Molecular function (GO): protein-disulfide reductase [NAD(P)H] activity
Source: RefSeq, a predicted model, not a curated record
GCCUUCUCCCAACCUGUGCCGCUUCCGCCUUUCUAGUUUGGUCUUCGUCAUGGGCUGGGAGGAGGUGUCGGUGCGAGGCUAUGCCGAAUUCGAACUGGCGGCCCGGGAGCAGCAGCGGCGAGGGCGGCGCGUCUUCGCCUACUUCAGCGGCGACAAGGAUCCCGCCAGCGGCACCAGCUGGUGCCCGGAUUGCGUGAAAGCGGAGCCAAUUGUGCGAGCUGAGCUCCUUAAUAUGCCAGAAGCAUCUGUAUUCAUCUACUGCCAAGUAGGAGACAGAACCUACUGGAAAGAUCCCAGCAAUGAGUUCAGAAAGAAUCUUAAGCUUACCGGAGUGCCUACAUUACUUAAAUAUGGAACUCCUCAGAAGCUGGUGGAAGAAGAAUGCUUUAAAUCAGAGCUUGUGCGCAUGUUGUUCACAGAAGACUGAACUCGCUUUACAUGCAUUAGGAUGCUGCUAUCAUGUGUUAAGCUGCUCAAAGCACCUCAAAAGGAACCAUGCUCAUGCCUGUGUGAUCCCUGGCACACAUCUGGUUUAAGCAAAGCAAUGCUCAAAUGCAAGGGAACAAGUAUGGUGUGGGACCUCUUGUAAUCUGGAAAUGGGAAGAUUUAAAUAAAAACUUAGCAACAAAUUGGGUUCAUUAAAAAAACCUUAAUAUGAA